This is a messenger RNA of Betta splendens (Siamese fighting fish), 4455 nucleotides long. RefSeq names its product signal peptide peptidase 3 (gene sppl3). Gene Ontology annotation, molecular function: aspartic endopeptidase activity, intramembrane cleaving. Lineage: Eukaryota; Metazoa; Chordata; Actinopteri; Anabantiformes; Osphronemidae. The transcript has 11 exons. Gene Ontology annotation, biological process: membrane protein proteolysis. The record is from RefSeq and is a predicted model, not a curated record. The coding region runs from base 521 to 1672 and encodes 383 amino acids. Gene Ontology annotation, cellular component: cytoplasmic side of endoplasmic reticulum membrane; lumenal side of endoplasmic reticulum membrane; Golgi-associated vesicle membrane.
GAGCAGUGCGAGCGUUUCAGUGCACGUCCUACUUGUAAGCCUCUACAGCAGGGCGAAUGUGCGCGUCCCCGCGACUCGACUCUCGCCAUAGAAAACAAAGCUGAGCGUCUUCCAUAACAGCUAGGGGUGCAGACUUGAGGAAUCUCCGAUAUUAUCCUGGAUACGUCGUGCUGAAUAUGGAUUUACAGUGGGUGUAGCAUCGUCGGAGACCGAGCCUUCUCGGCGGGGUGACGGCAGGACAUUCGCAAAACCGACGAGAAUAACAUCAUUGUAUCUUUCUCGGUGCUUUGUCUUGUCCACCAACGAUAGCAAACCAUCAUUCCCGUUUCGAUUGCAAUAUAUUCAGCUAGUGGUUACUAGCUGCCGCCGGGAUGUUUCAUCAUGUUAUCACCGAAAAGUAACAGCUAGGACGUCGGAUUGUGUAGGAAAAGCAGCAAAACCUCGCCGAGGUCUCCACGGGCUCCUACCGGGACCUGAAUCUGUGUUAGCCACAGUCGCAGCACCCACUGUUUUCGGCGCUAUGGCGGAGCAGGGCUACUCAUCCUGGGCAUAUUCCCUAGUUGACUCCAGCCAGGUGUCCACCUUCCUCAUCUCCAUCCUUCUCAUCGUCUAUGGCAGCUUCAGAUCAUUAAACAUGGACUGCGAGAAUCAGGAGAAGGAUAAGGAUGGUAACCCCUCAACAACGGGGUCAUUCAAUAACAACAACACAAACAACAGUAUUCAGACUAUAGACUCCACACAGGCCCUGUUUCUGCCAAUAGGAGCCUCUGUGUCACUGCUAGUCAUGUUCUUCUUCUUUGACUCAGUACAAGUGGUUUUCACAAUCUGCACUGCAGUUCUUGCAACAAUUGCGUUUGCAUUCCUGUUGUUGCCAAUGUGUCAGUAUCUGACCAGACCCUGCGCCCCACAAAACAAGAUUUCGUUCGGCUGCUGUGGACGUUUCACUCUGGCUGAGCUCCUGUCCUUCUCUCUUUCGGUCAUGUUGGUGCUCAUCUGGGUGUUGACAGGACACUGGCUUCUCAUGGACGCUUUGGCCAUGGGUUUGUGUGUCGCCAUGAUAGCCUUUGUGCGGCUUCCCAGUCUGAAGGUGUCUUGUCUGCUGCUGUCAGGGCUGCUCAUAUAUGAUGUGUUCUGGGUGUUCUUCUCAGCGUACAUCUUCAAUAGUAAUGUUAUGGUCAAAGUUGCCACCCAACCUGCUGAAAAUCCCAUAGACGUCCUGUCCAGGAAGCUCCACCUGGGGCCGGGAAUGGGCCGUGAUGUUCCCCGCCUGUCGCUACCAGGAAAACUGGUCUUUCCCAGCUCCACAGGAAGUCACUUCUCAAUGCUGGGAAUAGGCGACAUUGUGAUGCCAGGGCUGCUGUUAUGCUUCGUCCUGCGCUAUGAUAACUAUAAGAAGCAAGCGAAUGGGGAAGUCCCAGGACCUGGAAACAUGUCGGGACGGAUGCAGCGCGUCUCUUAUUUCCACUGCACUCUCAUUGGAUACUUUGUUGGUCUGCUGACUGCCACUGUGGCCUCUAGGAUCCAUCGUGCUGCUCAGCCUGCGUUGCUCUACCUGGUGCCCUUCACCCUGCUGCCUCUGCUCACUAUGGCCUACCUGAAGGGGGACUUGCGGCGCAUGUGGUCUGAGCCCUUCCAUGCCAAGACCAGCAGCUCCCGCUUCCUGGAGGUAUGAUGCACCCUGGGACAGACCAGCAGCGUGGGGAGGACUGUGGAUCCCUACCCUUGAUAAGAGGGAAGGAGAGAGGGCACACUCACAGUGAGGCCAUGUCGUCAUCACUCGUUCAUGCUUUCCACCAAAUUUCUGUGAAAACCCUCAGAAGGACACCAAUGUGUGGAUCACAACGCCCAAACACAACUCAUCCUUGGUUCCCACAUCCUCCCGUUCCAUGUCCUCUUCCUCAUUUGUGUUUAUUUCCUUUUCAAUAUAGCACAUCCUGACCAUACUGCUUUUCUUUUAGCCCCUCCCCUGCUUUGUUCAGUUUUUUUCCUCCCCUUUCCCAUGGUGUCCUUUGCCGCUCCCCACCCCGUGGCCCACUCCAUUUGCCACACAGCGCCUCUGCGUUUUCCUUCCUCCCUUUUGCACUUUUAAUUUCAGAUCAUCAGUGACUCACAUGAACUCAACGGCCAGGCCUCCACCCUUUUUUGUGGACUUACAGUUGUGAGACAUGACUGGGGUUUAUAUAUAUUUUUUUAGCAUUGUUGUGGUCAUUAUCAUUAUUAUUAUUAUUAAUAUUAUUAAUAUGGAAUGAUGUAAACAAACCGAGAAGCGACGGAUUUGCGGUCGCACGAGACAGUGCUUUGGACUAGCGACACAGUAAAGGAGAAGAGUCUUCCCCGUUCAUCUGUCUCCCUCUUCUCCCUCAAAGGCUUUCAUCAUGUGACCCAUCAUCUCUCCACAAUGGCUUCUGUCCAGUGCACCUCCCCUUCUGACACUCUCUGCAGCCCAUCUCUCCCCUCUGUUCAUCUGCUGUCCCCACCCUCACAGAUAACUAUGUAUUUUAUUUAGAAAAGUUUUAUUCUUGGCAUAUACAGAAAUGAUGCAUUAUAAAUUGUUAAGCUGCCCCCAGUGUUUGAGGGGGCAUCUCUAUUUGUAUAUAUGUGUACACAUGUAUUUGCGGUAUCUUGAGUUUGUAUUUGUGUUGCGGAGCAUGUUGAUUAGGGUGGGAAACUGACGCCAGACAACAGCUGAGCUGUGUUAGAGCUUUGGCUACUGCUGUGUCUAGUCAAACAGUUAGUAUUCAUCAUCCACAGCUUGUUUUCUAAAGUUUGUUAGCUGGUGUGAUAGAAAUGUAGCUAAUGGAGGGAAAAAACACACACACACAACAGCAACAAAUACAUCUGUAUCGGUGGCUGGCGAUGUCAAGGUUAGUUUCCUGCUCGUGUGUGUGUGGUGUGAGAGUGCGUGUUGUGUCAGAGUGCGUGUGUGAGAGAAGCAACAGGUGAGUGGACACUUUUAGUAGGUUUUUAUUUGAAAUCAUGAGCUUGUUAAAGCAGUGACAAUAGUCAGGUUUCCAUUGACCUGGGUGUUGGAACACACAGCUUGUCUAAUGGAAACUUCUGUCAAAUUACUGAAACCUGCAGCAUCAAUUAACCUUUUUAUUUUCUUUUUUUUCUAUGCAUAGGUGAAAAUGUAAACAGUGUUUUUUUGUUUGUUUUUGUUUUCUAAUAAACAGAUGUUGAAAUAACUUAAACUGCUUUUGUCAUGGACCAGCACCAUACAUUAUGCUGGGUUUUCUACUGAAGUGUUGUGUAUUUGAAGUCCUGGGAACACUAAGGUUGUCCUGUUUGAUUCCAUCAGAUCACUUUUUUUUCUUUCUGGAGAGUGAAGUUAACAAGAAGCAACAGAACAUCUCAUCUGAACUCUGUAAACAUCAGUGUUCCACCUCAGUCCAUGAAGACCUGACUAUUGUGAAGCCGGGAGAUGAGGGUCAGUUACAGUAGUUAUAGUUCCAGCAGAGAUGGGCAGUUAAGUGUGUGUGCGUGUGUGUGGGAUCAGAUAACAUCAUCAAAUGUUUGAACCUGGGGAGGGGAGAACAUCACUAAUGCCCUUCAUGAAUCAGAAAUGGAAAUUAGAAAUCAAAGCCUGGAUUUACUGUCCUCAUUUGGUACCUGACAGUCUUGUGGUCUCUCUCUCUUUAUUUUCCAUCGCUGUUUUGUGGUGCUUGUCAGUUAAUAUCUAAUGUCUACUGGAAGGAGUGACUGUCGGCGUGUGGCGGGACGUCUCUAGAAUAUGUAUGAAGUUUGCUGGCUCCUCAUUUUGUUUCUACUUUUUUAUGCUAUCUGGCCGUGCAUGUUAAAUGUACAGUGUACCAUUUCUUGAACUACUGGGCUACUGCUGGCCGACACCGAGGCACUGGACCUAUGAGCUUGCAUCAGUGAGUGGCACAAGGCGAGCGGUCAGAGACUGCGAUUGAUCCGCGCUGGCCGACUCACGGACUGGGACGUGUGGCCUGAGGCUCAGAGCGGCCGUCUGAACUCUGACAGUGUGGAAUCACAAGCCCUCAUCACCUCCUCAUGGACAUGGCGAGAAAAUAUAGAUUUAUAUACAUACACACGUGUGUGUGCGUGCGUGUGUGUUUGUCUAUAUACAUAUAUAAAUAACUAAUGACUAUCAUGGUGAUGACAAAGAUUUUUUUAUAGAAAAUGGAUUUGUUUUUACCCUCUUGUUUGUAAAGGUUUUUUUUUCUUUCUGGUUGUUGUUUAGUGUUUUAGUUUCUCAGUUUUUCUUUCCACCUCCUCUCUCUCCUCCAGCAGAGGACCACGGCUCUGUUGGUGCGUUGACAUUGCAACUGAAUGAAUUCUGUAUAGAAAAUUGGUGAAUAAAAUACGAACUGUGUAGUGAAACAUGAAUCCUGAAGCGCUUGAUCUGAACCGUUUUGUCUCCUUUGGACCCUCUCCUCAGCCCCUUCCCUCCGUUCAGGAUUCUGCUGUAAAUAAACAUGACUCUAACUGUAA